Molecule: messenger RNA, 1000 nt
Organism: Cajanus cajan (pigeon pea)
Lineage: Eukaryota; Viridiplantae; Streptophyta; Magnoliopsida; Fabales; Fabaceae
Source: RefSeq, a predicted model, not a curated record
AUAAUGGAUCAUUUUUUUUUCAAUUGACUUUUCUGGUGAAUGACAUACCGGUGGUUUCCAUGAGCGUUCGUUUCGGAGGCGUUGGAUGAACUUGACAAAAACUUGUAUAUGGACUUGUCUUUGCUUCAGAAGCACGCACAUAUUUAUUGGCAUCACUAGUACUUGACUUCCAACAAGAUUUGAAGAAUGGAUAGAAGGGCACUACCAACAAGCUUAAGCAUGUUCACACGGCAGAAUAGAAGGCAUAAUUGGAUGGAAGAGAAGCGAGGAUCCCUUAUGGUGGUAGCCACAGUUAUAACAACCAUGACUUUCCAAAUUGCCAUAAACCCUCCAGGGGGUGUUUGGCAAUCAAACGCAGACAGCGACCAAGAUUGUGCUACUGGUAAUAAAACGUGUCAUGCUGCAGGUACAUCGGUGUUUGCCUCUGCAGCUAACCAUGACCUUAAACUUGGAUACGAGAUAUUCAUACUGUUAUGUACCGUUUCUUUCUCUGCCUCUCUCACCACAAUCCUGUCACUCAUUUGUGGAAUUCCCCUCCGUAACAAGUGCCUCGCGUGGUUGCUCAUAAUAUUUAUGUGCAUCUCAGUAAUUUGCACUGCAGGAGCAUAUGCUAUUUGUAUUUGGUUGGUAUUGAACCCAGGUAAUGAUGGAACAAUUAAUCAAAUCACCCGUUACUACGCACUCUUUUGGGGUGGCUUAUCUCUUUUGCUCUGUCUUGUGUUCUUCUGCCGCUUUGUCUUUUGGUUGCUCAAGUUCUUCUUCCGCCUUUUCUGUUGCUGCUGCUCAUGUGUUCAGGAUUCCACUCAAGAAUUUAUCGUUACCAAUUAAUUAAGUGUACCCAUGAACUUGCUGAUUAAUUUAUACUUAUCAAUGAUCGUGUAUCUAAGUUUAGGGAUUAAUGGAGUGUUUGUCUGUUCUUUUUUUAACAAAAAAAUUGUAGAAUGAUCAUACCAUAUAUAUAUAUAAGAUCUAUAACUCCAUGUAUACUAUAUCUUCCCGU